CUAUUUUAUUUUAUUAAAAACUUAUCAUAACCUAAAAACAAGAAUUAAAAUUACAAUUUUAUUUUCUUUCAAACUAAUAUUUGAAAAGAAAAGAAAAAGUUGUUGGAAUUGCACUAAAACUUUAGUGUGAAGUGAUGCCUACUGUUGACUAACAAGCUUGGCCCAUUCUUUUGGCUCUUGAGCAUUUAUCAGAAAAGUUGACUUGACGAUAUGAAGACACAUUCAAAGUUAGGUUCCGUACUGGAACAACCAAGCAUUCAAUCAAAAUGUAAGUAGCAUGGAAGGGACAUCUUGUUUUUGGUUUCUAUAAAAAGCAAGCACCAAACUCAAUCCCUGUGCAGUGAUCAGCCAUAAACUUUACUCACCACGCUCCAAGCGAAACCAUGAUCAAACAUGUUCUUUGUUUUUUAGUAUUCCUGCACGCAUUUCAUCAAACACAUGCAGUUCAGUACACGGUCAUCAACAAGGCUCUCUCAACUUCUGGUGGAGUAGCUUUCCGUGACAAAAUAGGAGCAGACUACGCGAAGCAAACGCUUGACUCUGCCACCCAAUUCAUAUGGAGGGUCCUUCAGCUGAACAACCCCGGUGACAGAAAAAACGUGCAGAAGGUAACUUUAUACGUGGAUGACAUGGAUGGAGUUGCGUAUGCCAGCAACAACGAGAUCCAUCUGAGUGGAAGAUAUGUUGGAAAUUACCAAGGGGAUGUGAAGAGAGAGAUUACGGGGGUGCUGUAUCAUGAAAUGGUCCACAUUUGGCAGUGGAAUGGAAAUGGUGGUGCUCCUGGGGGGUUAAUCGAAGGCAUAGCAGACUACGUGAGGCUGAAGGCAAACUAUGCACCGAGCCACUGGGUAAAACCGGGCCAAGGUCAGAAAUGGGACCAGGGUUAUGAUGUUACUGCUCGUUUUCUUGACUAUUGUGAGAGUCUGAAAAGUGGGUUUGUGGCAGAACUGAACCAGAAGAUGAGAACUGCUUAUAGUGAUCAAUUCUUUGUUGAUAUAUUGGGGAAGUCAGUGGAUCAGCUUUGGAAUGAGUAUAAGGCUAAGUAUGGGAAUCUACCCUAAUUCAUCGGUUAAGAACUUCCUCCUUCAAAAAUAAGCGACUCUGUCCAUCAUUUUCUAUCUUCCGUUGUAACUCAUAUUGCAAGAGAAUAAACAUUUACAACAUAUAAAUCAUUAUCAGCUAUUCUAUCCUUGAUUAAAAGUUUAAAUGUAUGGUUGAUUUUCUGUUUUA
Vigna angularis (adzuki bean) is the source of this 1230-nucleotide messenger RNA. RefSeq lists its product as uncharacterized. The record is from RefSeq and is a predicted model, not a curated record. Bases 384 to 1061 code for a protein of 225 amino acids. NCBI's taxonomy places the organism in Eukaryota, Viridiplantae, Streptophyta, Magnoliopsida, Fabales, Fabaceae. The transcript has a single exon.